Messenger RNA from Suillus plorans, 879 nucleotides. RefSeq names its product bucentaur or craniofacial development-domain-containing protein. The transcript has 4 exons. The coding region runs from base 66 to 800 and encodes 244 amino acids. NCBI's taxonomy places the organism in Eukaryota, Fungi, Basidiomycota, Agaricomycetes, Boletales, Suillaceae. The record is from RefSeq and is a predicted model, not a curated record.
AUUGACGUUUGUUGACGCCCGUUCCCCAACACUUCAAAUUCAACAACAUCAAACAACACCACACAAUGUCUCCUCCACUACGCGACCCAACAUCUGACUCCGAAGACGAUGACCCAGACUACGCGCCUCCUGAACACCAAGACUCGGAUAGCUCUGGAGAUGAAGAAGAAAAUGACGAUACGAAUGUGACGAAUGAAGUGAAAGAGGAAGAUCUAGGCGAGAAGAAAAAAGCGCGCGAUGCUCUAUGGGCCAGUUUCCAGGCGUCUGUCGCUACGCCACCGCCUCCGAAGGUCGAGGAGCCACCAAAGAAGCUCGUGAAGAUCGAGAAACGUUACCUUUUCGCAGGGAAGAAUAUCGUAGAAGUGGUUGAAGUCCCUGAAGACUCGGAGGAAGCGAAGAAGUGGCCGCGGUGGGAUCCAUCAGACUUGUCGUCUGCUGCUGCUGCACCAGCGCCUGAUUCCUCGUCUUCAACUAUCGCUGUGAACGCGUCGGCAUCGAGUUCAGCAGAUCCGAUACAACCUGCAGCACAGAAAUCUGCCACAAGGAAACCUCCAGGUCCUCGCAAGCCUCGCACAUCGUUGGCGGACAUACCGACUCAGAAGGCCAAGAAGAUCACUACUCUGGAUAAAUCUGCAAUGGACUGGCGCACGCAUGUCACGUCGAGUGAUGUCAAGGACGAACUUGACGCUAACCGACGCGGAGGUGGCUACUUGGAAAAGAUGGACUUUUUGAAAAGAGUUCAGGACAGGAAAGAAGAUGCGUAUGAAGCGAGCAAGUCAAAUAAAAGGAGAAGAACCUGAGGUAUGAGGAAAAGUUGUUAUUGCAGUCGAAUCGUGUGUAGGAUAAUACAUGUUUUACUGUACCAAUACAGGAACACCA